AUGGCAGAGAAGCGGCGCACUCCUUGCGCACUCAGUGUCAAAGCACACGCGUUCUCGGUGGAGGCUCUGAUCGGAGCGGAGAAGAGACGGAGGACGGCCGGAGAGGAUGCCGAAUCACCCGGGUACGAGGACGGGACCGAUGUCUCUAAUCUACCGGGGAGUCCCGGGCCGCAGACCGACAGAGCGAGCACCAGCGACCGGGUCAGCGAGGCGGACUGUACCAGCGACGGGUCGCCAGAGAGCGAGGACGCGCUGCUGGACAGCCCGAACCCCGCCGCUCCGUGCACCGGGCCGGUAACCGGCGGCGGAGAGGAGGACACCCGCGUCGACCUGCAGGGCUCCGACCUGUGGAAGCGGUUCCACGAGAUUGGCACGGAAAUGAUCAUUACCAAGGCUGGACGGCGGAUGUUCCCCGCUAUGCGUGUGAAGAUUACAGGCUUGGACCCACAUCAGCAGUAUUACAUCGCCAUGGAUAUAAUCCCCGUGGACAACAAACGAUAUCGGUACGUGUACCACAGCUCCAAGUGGAUGGUAGCGGGGAAUGCGGACUCGCCUGUGCCACCCAGGGUGUACAUCCACCCGGACUCCCCUGCCUCCGGAGAGACGUGGAUGCGUCAGGUGGUCAGCUUCGACAAACUGAAACUGACCAACAACGAACUGGACGACCAGGGACAUAUCAUUCUGCACUCCAUGCACAAGUACCAGCCGCGGGUCCAUGUGAUCCGCAAGGAGUGUGGAGAGGAGUUAUCCCCAGUGAGAGCCAUCCCUACUGGGGAUGGCUCCCGCACAUUUGCCUUCCCCGAGACCGUGUUCACCACUGUCACAGCAUAUCAGAAUCAACAGAUUACAAGGCUGAAAAUUGACAGAAACCCUUUUGCCAAAGGAUUUAGAGACUCUGGCAGAAACCGGAUGGGUCUGGAGGCUUUGGUUGAGUCUUAUGCAUUCUGGCGUCCAUCUCUGCGAACACUUACAUUUGAGGACAUCCCUGGGAUUACCAAGCAAGGGAUCCCGGGAGCUCAUGGUGCGAUGGGAACGUCUUCUCACCUGCUCUCCACAUCCCCGUGCUCCUCAUCUUUCCAAGUUUGCACUCUCAGCCCACCUGACUACACCUGCAGCCGACCCACACACCCUUUCCAUCGCUAUAGCAACCCCCCGGAGGCGUUCCCCCCUCCCAGAGGUCCAUCAUCUUACGAAGGCGAAGGAUUCUGUGCUCUUCCUCUCCCUGCUUCUCAACUUGGCUAUCUAUCCAACCCCACCCCGCAGGGUUACGCCGGGCUCCGUCUUCACACACCACCGUACAGCCUCUACGGUUACACAUUCCCUCCCUCACCACGCCUCGCAGCCAGCCCUGAUAAAAUGGCCGCCGCUGCCGCUGCCAAUCAUCAGAGUGCCUUCCUUGGCUCGUCUCCCAGUGGGACUCUAACGGACAAUCUGGGUGUUCUCAGUGGAGGACAGCAGGGCUUCUUGUUUAACUCCCGGACUUUAGGACUGGCAGGUAGCCAGCCGGGAGGUGGUGUCUCAUAA
This is a messenger RNA of Anoplopoma fimbria (sablefish), 1524 nucleotides long. RefSeq names its product T-box transcription factor 18 (gene tbx18). Gene Ontology annotation, molecular function: DNA-binding transcription factor activity, RNA polymerase II-specific; RNA polymerase II cis-regulatory region sequence-specific DNA binding. Gene Ontology annotation, biological process: cell fate specification; regulation of transcription by RNA polymerase II; somitogenesis. The record is from RefSeq and is a predicted model, not a curated record. The transcript has 8 exons. NCBI's taxonomy places the organism in Eukaryota, Metazoa, Chordata, Actinopteri, Perciformes, Anoplopomatidae. Gene Ontology annotation, cellular component: nucleus. The coding region runs from base 1 to 1524 and encodes 507 amino acids.